AUGGCAACGCUGUCUCAGAAGAAACUUGUAGAGUCCAUAAAACUGAUUGAAAGAGAGUGGAUAAAGAUGCACAAGGCAUUAGCCAGAUCAAGAUGUGGAGAGGUAAAGGAAGUCAAGUACAAGUAUGUCGAAAUGAUUGGGAGAGGGUCUUUUGGAGUAGUUGUUAAAAUAAUGGAUGACAGACUUAAUUUCUUUGCUCUGAAGAGAGUUUACCAAGACAGGAGAUAUCACAAUAGAGAACUCAGUAUAUUGAUGGAAGUAGACCAUCCAAACAUUGUGAGACUUGUAUCGUACUUCUAUACGGAUAAGACCCCAUCUGGAAUGUAUCUUAACAUUAUUACGGACUUUGUUGGGAUGAAUCUGGAGGAGUACAUGAAGGCAAAUAGAAAUGUAGAAAUAGACACGAUUAGACCAAUAUACAGGCAGAUUUUGGAAGGGCUGGAAUAUUUACAUGAGAAGAAGAUAUGCCACAGAGAUAUGAAACCAUCCAAUAUACUCAUAGGCCCAAAUGGGUUGGUCAAGAUUUGUGAUCUUGGAAGUGCAAAGGUUAUUGGCAAUGGGGAGAAGAAUAUAACAUACAUAUGCUCCAGAUUCUACAGGGCACCCGAGAACCUUCUGGACUACAAGGAGUAUGAUUUUAAGAUAGACAUAUGGUCUGUAGGAUGCGUUGUUGCAGAGUUUAGACACUCUGGGCCUAUGUUUAAAGGAGAUACGAGUGGAUCCACACUCAACAGGAUUCUGGAAAUUGUUAAAGCUUCUGAGGACGAUUUGAUUGGACUCGGAUGCCAAAGGACCGAUUACAAGCCUGGAGUAGGGGUGAGGAAGUAUCUUGAGAAGCUCUUCGAUGAUCCCGAUCUUCUUGAAGUUCUGGAGAAGUCCUUGGUAUUUUCUCCCAGUAAGAGAUCCACUGCUUCUUCGUUGCUAAAGAGUCGGUUUUUCCAAUGA
Molecule: messenger RNA, 945 nt
Organism: Encephalitozoon intestinalis ATCC 50506
Lineage: Eukaryota; Fungi; Microsporidia; Unikaryonidae
Product: Mrk1-like Ser/Thr protein kinase
Exons: 1
Coding region: 1-945 (314 amino acids)
Biological process (GO): protein phosphorylation; signal transduction
Cellular component (GO): cytoplasm
Molecular function (GO): ATP binding; protein serine/threonine kinase activity
Source: RefSeq, a predicted model, not a curated record